Molecule: messenger RNA, 3822 nt
Organism: Symbiodinium natans
Lineage: Eukaryota; Dinophyceae; Suessiales; Symbiodiniaceae
Source: the annotation of a GenBank genome assembly
AUGCCACAACUCUUCCGCCAAGCGCGGGAUGGGGAUUACCAGCCUGACCAGGAGGCCACGUCCUAUUUGAGCAGAAGCGCAUUAAACAAGUACGUCGCGUGCAGACCCUGCUCCGCACUACCCAGGCGUUCACCCGUGGCGGUCGCUCGCCUGACCUCAGCCAACAAACCGAGCUUGACCAGCAAUGGCGUGCCAUACUCAGAGGCAAGGGGUAGGUAUGGUAUGCCUUUCGGCCAUUGGUUACUGGGGAUUGCUAUCUUCCCGCUUGUCCCCGUUAGCCCACCAAGCCAGGAGUGGCUCACCACCUGCCUUGCAUACCUGCAGCAUGACUGCAGGGCCCUUGUGCGUCAGGAGGCUAAACGCAGGCAUGACUUGUUCAAGUACCGGCUGGAAAUGGAUAGGAAGCACGGUUCCUCCACCCAGGGGUUCGCGGCCAUGCGACCGGACCAACAUCCCCCAAUCACGUGCGUCCAAGCCCCCAUUGCCUGCAAAGCUGUCUUUCACCGGCAGAUAGGACCGCAGACGUACCGCUACAAGCUGGACGCUGGGGUGCACCUUGAGCCUUGGCAGGAUUUUCUAGUCUACAAUCAGCGCUGCGCUGGCAGGGCCCAACAGGACGGCUUUGUCGACUUUGAGCUGAUUGAGCGCUUUGGGCCUGCCCUCCCUGCCAUUGACGUGCGUCUUGAUCGGGUCGAGUUGUGGCAGGAGGUCCUCCGUGACAUGCCGGCCCGUAAGGCUACCGGCAUCUGUGGCUGGGCGCCGGCUGAGCUUAAACAGCUUCCAACACCUGCCAUUGCGGCCCUUACCAAGGUGUUUGCCGCGGCCGUGCGUUGCGGCAUGCCUGCGCAUCUCAUGCAAGCUAGGGUGUGCGUCCUUGCCAAGGUCCAGGCACCCACCUCUAUGCGACAGAGCCGACCCAUACUUGUCCUGAGCACGCUCUAUAGACUGUGGUCUUCAGUCCUCACACGUCAGGUCUUGUCUGAGUACGGUCGCCGCUUCUCCAGGGCAGUUAUGGGUUCACUGCCAGGGCGCUCCGCCCCUGACCUCUACAUCCGCCAGCAACACGCCAUCGAGGUUGCCAAGAUGAGCAAUGAACCACUCCUUGGCGCCAGCAUAGACAUUGUGAAGUGUUUCAACCAACUCCCGUGGCCGCCUCUAAGAUUCCUGCUGUGUCAUACCGGCUGCCCUGCCCACCUUGUUGACUUCUGGCAGGAUUGCUUGCGCCGCCUCAGCCGCCACCCUGCCCUGGGUGGUACUUUGGGGCCUGGUGUGCACUCUUGUAAUGGUGCCCCGGAAGGUGACCCCUUCUCUGUGGCUGCCAUGGCAGCAGUUUGCCAUGCGGUUGAUUGCCUCCUCGGUACCGUUGCCGCCCACAUCCACACAUACGUUGACAACUGGUCCUGGCAUGCCUCCACGCCGGAUGCCUUCAGUAUUGCCACACAAGAGGUCCUGGCUUUCUUGACAGCAGUGAAACUUCCUGUCGAUUGGGUCAAAUCCUACGGGUGGGCCACCAAGGGGUCCCUCUGUACCUGGCUGACUACCACAUGGCAGGCAUGUUUCCCUGAGGGUGUUGAGGUGCGACGUGACAAGAAGGAGGCUGGCAUGGCGCGUCUGCGCCGGCUUGAAAAGCAGGAGCGGCCUCUGCUGAACAAGGCCCACUUGAUCCAGACGAGCGUCUGGCCGUCUUGCAUGUUCGGCACCGAGGGCGCCUGCUUCAGCAAGAAGGACUUCGCUGACCUGCGAGGCCUGGCCGCCGCUGCACUCGUUGGGCCCUGCCGUGCGAAGUCCCCUUACCUAGCCCUGACGUGCCUUCAUGACGCACUGCAGGACCCGGAGCACUACGCGCUUGAGCAACAAGUUCAGGCCCUACGCCGGCUGAUGCAGGUUGAUACGAGUACUGCCACUUCCAUGCUUGCUGUCGCAACUGGAACAGAGCCCGCCCAGGUCUCUGUUCAAGGGCCAGCCACUGCCUUGGUCCGCGCACUUGCGGCCGUUAACCUACGCAUAGACCUUGACGGAGUCAUCAAGUGUCCGGACAACACCAGGAUACGGCUCUGGACAGCCAACCGGUAUGAGGUCCGCCAGGGACUUGCCCGUGCCUGGAACCACCACGCUGAGCACCAGGUAGCUCACCGCAAGGGUCUGCAUGCUGCCGGCACACCCAUGCCCACCGAAACUGCGGCCAUUCUUCGCCGCUUCACCGCCACGGAGGUCUCCGUUGUGUCCAAGUACAUCACCGGGGCCUUUUACUCAGGCAUGACCAAACAAAAGUGGGACCCAGCCAAUCCUGUACGGGAGCCCUGGCUGCCAUGGAUUCACCCGAUCCUGGAAGAGUGGCCCCACUGGACACAUGGACCAUACGCCGUCCAGCCCCCUUCGGUUGAGGUUCCUAGGUUAGUCUUUGCCACCCGUAAGUUGGUUCCCCCACAAAAUGCACCUGCCCUUGCCUCCGUGCAACGCCUACCUACUUUGCGGCUCUUCACCGAUGGCUCCUGCAGGCACCCAACCACCCCUAUCGCGAGCCAUGCUGGCUAUGGGGUUGUCAUGGACACGGCCCAGGGUGAGCAUGACCAAAGACACCGCAUUGAAGCUUGGAGGGUAGGAGCACCUGUCCUUAGCCUUUUCUCGGUUGUUGAUAGGGGUUUAGUGCCAGGGGUUCAGACCAUCACCCGUGCUGAGUUGUGCGCCCUCGUACAAGCGCUGCGCUUUGCCCGCGUGAGUGGCCACGCAGACGUGCACAUUUUCACUGAUAGUCAGGUUGCCCUUAGUGAGGUCCGUAGGGUUGUAGCAGGGGGUAGCCCACACUUUCCUGAGUUCGCUGAGGCCAUUUCUGAAGCAUGGUCCCUGGCUGUGACACUCCGCAAAAUUAAGGCCCACCGGGAUCUUGAUAGCUUGCAGGGUCAGGAACUGUGGGAUGCGUUGGGCAAUGCAAGCGCGGAUGCUGCAGCAAAAGCUGCAGUUCGAGCCGACAUGCAGCUUGUCAGCACCAUGGUGGACCAAGUUGCUGAGUGGGUCACCCGACAGCGUGAUGCGUUGCUCCUGUACUACCGCUUCGUGCUGGCCAUAUCUGGCGAGGACAACAGGCUGCGGACGCAGGCUGGUCAGCGUGCCCAGUCACUAGAGCCGGUCCUUGACACUGAGGUCCCGACAGAGACAACGCGACAGUGGGAGGAAUGGAAGGCCCUAGGACGUGACCACAGCAUCCGUUGGGGAGUGCCGCCUUUUCAGCGUGACUGGCUCCUGUGUCAAGAAUGGCCACCGUGGUUUACAGUUCCUGUUUGGGAGUGGCUUCGAAAACUCCGUUGGGCAAAUGCCGCGCAGGGAACCCUGACCACUGGAAUCACCUACACAGAGCUGCUGGUGCAUUUUGUCUGCAGUACAGGUCAGUGUCCGCCUGUGCGGACCCAGGCCGUCGACGGUCCCAAGUACAUGGACGCCAGCACUGGUGGCAUGCUGGUGCACAACACGCCUCUGCGGGAAUGGACGUUGGCAUUGGUGACAUGCUGCCGCUGUUUGGAGCGCGUCUCCGGACAGCGCCUACUGCCACAUAAGCGUCGAAAAGUGUACUCGCUUCGCCUCGUUGGUAUCCCCCAGCCGCGUAGUGGACUGCAACAACGACCCUGCACUGACGUGGUGCCAGACAUGGCAGAGCUGCUCCGACAAGUGCUGAUGGGCCACAGCGUAGGUCCACUAGUCAGUUAUUGCAUAUCUUAUACGGGCCCCAUUUUCGUGCCCCCUAGAGACCUGAGCAAUGCUUGGAAUGAGUCGAGUUCUCAAACGAGACACGACAUGGGCAGGUGGCUCCGUAGAAUUCGAGGCUAA